AUGAUCUCUCCCAUUACUUUCAGAGCUGGAACGUGUGAAUAUGAUGAGGAGUCCAAAACAUGUACUCCGAAUGCUAUGAAGGGCGAAGUUACAAUAAAACCAUCAGACGAAACGGCGGGGUUUUAUGACUUCAUUUGGAAAGCAACUGAAACUACGGCAUCGGGGACCCCUGAACCCAUUGAAUUAAUCUUGAUCCCUGGUGAAACAAAAUGGUUGCAUGUGAAAUCCUGUAAGACCGGUAGAGUGGCAUGUUUACUGUUCUCUUCAGGUGAGAAGUACUUCUUCUGGAUGCAAGAAAAACAUAAGAAGGAUGAGCCUCUGGGGGACUUGAAUUCCAAGGACGAAAAGCUUUUCAAGUCGAUAGAAGAUAUAUUACGUUUUGAGGAGGAAGAUGAUGUGGAUGAUGACGAUAGCGGUGACAUUCCGAUGGAAGAUGCGCAAGAGGAGCCCGACCAACCGAAUGCACAACCAAUUGGACACAUUGCUGAUUUUUUAACGAAAGAUCUGAUUACUAGUUAUGUUCAAUCAUUAGACGAGGAUUCCCCUGCUCUUGCUGCGCUAUGUGAUUUCCUGCCAGUUGAAUUUGGAAAAGGAAAGGCGGAACUUCUAGAAUGCCUUCGCGGUCCAUUCUUUUCGCAGGCGGUUGACACUCUGAGCCGUAACUUGAACGAAGAUUAUGGUGGCAUUACUAUAGCACAAGCGCUAGGUUACCAAUACAAGGGCGAGGGUGUAGGAGCAUUCUUGGCUAGUGUGAGAGAGCAGGGAGGGAAGGAGAAGAGACAGGGAUCUGAGAACCAGGAAGAAAAAUAA
This is a messenger RNA of Eremothecium sinecaudum, 810 nucleotides long. RefSeq names its product proteasome regulatory particle lid subunit RPN13 (gene RPN13). Lineage: Eukaryota; Fungi; Ascomycota; Saccharomycetes; Saccharomycetales; Saccharomycetaceae. The record is from RefSeq and is a predicted model, not a curated record. The coding region runs from base 1 to 810 and encodes 269 amino acids. Gene Ontology annotation, cellular component: proteasome regulatory particle, lid subcomplex; nucleus; cytoplasm. The transcript has 2 exons. Gene Ontology annotation, molecular function: endopeptidase activator activity; ubiquitin binding; proteasome binding. Gene Ontology annotation, biological process: ubiquitin-dependent protein catabolic process.